Messenger RNA from Hyaena hyaena (striped hyena), 1160 nucleotides. RefSeq names its product izumo sperm-egg fusion protein 1-like. The record is from RefSeq and is a predicted model, not a curated record. The coding region runs from base 39 to 1142 and encodes 367 amino acids. Gene Ontology annotation, biological process: fusion of sperm to egg plasma membrane involved in single fertilization; heterotypic cell-cell adhesion; sperm-egg recognition. Gene Ontology annotation, molecular function: signaling receptor binding; protein binding involved in heterotypic cell-cell adhesion. The transcript is spliced from 9 exons. Gene Ontology annotation, cellular component: acrosomal membrane; plasma membrane. NCBI's taxonomy places the organism in Eukaryota, Metazoa, Chordata, Mammalia, Carnivora, Hyaenidae.
UCUCUGGGGUUCUGCGCGGACUGAGAGCUCCCGCCACAAUGGAUCCUCAGCUCCUCCUGGUGGGGGCGCUAGCUGGCUGCCUGCUUUCUGCUCGGAGCUGUGUCAUAUGUGAUCGAAGGGUCCUGGCCGCCCUGGACUCCCUGGAUAAGGAAUACCUGCCUACCCACCUUGCCCCCGAGCGUCACAGAGAAGUGAUGGAAACGAUAAGACAAACCGUGAGGAAUUUCCGGGAUCUGCCAUAUUUAGAGGAUACCUUUAUGGGGGUUAUCGAUGAGGCCACAAUGGAAACGUCAGUGUUGAGUUUUUUGAGGAGUGUGAGACUUAUCAGAAACAGCGGUGUAACAGAUGACACUUUCGUGAAGGAGUUCUCCUGGAUGUUGACUCUGGAAAAGGCAGCCUUUCAGGGCUACAUUGCUCGGUUCCAAAGAAAGGAUUUUUGUCCCAACAAAUGUGGUACAAUGUUGCAGCUUCUGAUCUGGUGCAGUAACUGUAAAAAGCAGCUUCACGCUUGUAGAAAAUCCAGAGAUUGCGGGGUGCGCCAAAUCAACGUCCAUGAGAAGGAAGACAUGAUUCUGGACUGUGAGCUCAACUGGCAUAAAUUAUCUGAAGGCCUGACCAAUUACAGCUUUUACAGGGUUUGGGGAAGCAAUUCUGAGACCUUGCUGUACAAGGGGAGACGGCCCACAAUGACCAAACGACUGGUGAAGCCAGAGGAUGCAGGUAACUACCGCUGCGAGUUGGGCACUGUGCGAUCCGGCCCAGCCACCGUCAUCCAUUUUCAAGUCACAGUGUUGCCUGAAAGAGUCAUUGAAGAGAUACCGAAACCCAACACUGGAACCCAGAACCAGCGGUUGGGAUCCCUCAGUCGGUCAGAGUGUCCGAAGCCUGAAAACGAGCCGAGAAGCUUUUUGUUAAAGAUGCUGACCUGGGGCUUUGUGUUUCUGAUAAUGGGCUUCACCACUGCCGUCCUUUGCUUUCGGUAUGGGACGGUGAUGGAUUCCAUAAAGUCCUGGCUCCGCGCGGACAAGUCCGCUGCCCCACAUGACGGGGUUCCAGAGAGUCGGCUGUCCCAGAGCCCGCUGUCACAAAGGCAGGUUCCGAGGGAACCGAAGGAAAAGGCCACAGUACCAAGGGGCAAAUAAAGAUUUAUCUGGUUGUCU